Molecule: messenger RNA, 732 nt
Organism: Spirometra erinaceieuropaei
Lineage: Eukaryota; Metazoa; Platyhelminthes; Cestoda; Diphyllobothriidea; Diphyllobothriidae
Source: the annotation of a GenBank genome assembly
AUGAACUCCACAACGCCUUGCGUGCUAGAGGUCUGCCAAAACGGUUGGCUGUUUGAGUACAACGCAAGGAAUGAGAUCCUUGACUUUUCCCUUCACCGAAGUCGCAUUUUCUUUGGGACAUUCUUUGUUUUGGGCUACGCCUUUCCUCUGGUCGUAAUUUGCUUCUUCUACAGCAUUCUUCUUUGCAAACUCCUCUGCGGUCGAGCCUCAAAGAUGUCAAAGUCUGCGGAGGCCAAUCGAGGCAAGAGGAGGGCAACUAGGGUCGUCAUUGUUGUUGUUCUCGUAUUUGCUUUCUGCUGGCUGCCCAUUCAGGUGGUCUUCAUGUUGCAAAACUUCUUUGAUGAUACGAACUCCUUCGCAUUUCGCAUGGCACAUGUGGUCGGAAACGUUCUUGCUUAUGCCAACAGCAGCGUUAAUCCCAUUCUUUAUGCCUUCUGCAGCGAAAGCUUCCGCAUGGGCUUUGCUGCUCUUCUCUGUCUAGACCGGUCAAGAAUGCGCCAACUGCCGAAUACCGGCAACGCCUGCAACAAAAAAUAUCCACAUUCCCAGAAAAGACUUAUUGCAGUGGAGGAGACAGUGGAUGAGUCGAGUGUGCAUUCUGAUCCUAACGUUCCUCAUCCGCACAAUGUCUCGAUUUGUCCUCAUGUCGUCGCCCUUGUGGAAGAACUAACUGACUCUCCUAACGACAUUCAAGCGCCAGAAUUAACAGCCGCCAACCAUGCUACAGCCUGA